AUGAUGUUUACAAAAGAAGAAGCUGUGAAAUUUUUUACGGAGAACUUGGACAUUUCUAAUGUUGAACAGAGGUUGAAAACUGACCGUAGAAGUUUACUUGAUGAAAUCGCUACAAAUAUUCAAACACAUUUGCCAUUCCAGAAUCUGAAACUUCUGUCAGAAGUUCCAGAAAAAAGACGCAGACCUUCCCUGGAUGAGAUCAAAGCUGACCUCUUGUCUGGCAUCGGCGGACUGUGUUUUAAUUUGAAUAUUGCAACAUAUUUUCUGUUGAAAGCUGCUGGUUUCAAAGCAACCAUUGUCCACGCUACCUGCACCUCGUCUGUUCUCUUCCCCAACAACCACGUUGUUGUAUAUGUCGAAGACGUUGAAAAAAAUGGGGAUAAGUUUCUUAUUGAAGUCGGCUUUGGCUUCCCAACAUUUAGGGCUAUUAGUCUUGACUUUGAACAUGAGUCACCUGCAUUCACCGACUCUUUCAUUGAAUAUAAAUACAUCAAACAUCAAGGCAGGAUUCUCCGCAUGCACAGGAAAGGAGAUCUUGUGAAAAGUCAGGAACCGAGUUCAGUGGAUGGUCUCAACUUUGUUAUCGAUGGCUGGAGACGAUUCUAUUCAGCUGAUCCUGAGGGUACCAACAAUGUAGAGGAGUUUUAUCCACCAUUUGAGAAGGUGUUCACCGAUGCUCAAGCAAGUCCCUUCCAUGCCACCUUCAGAGUUAUCUGUUUCCCUAACAGGAGAGCUAUCAUGGUGAUCAAUGGGAAAACACUGAUUGAGAACAACAGUGGAGAACUGGUUUCAGAAGUAAUUCCAGGUGGAGAUGAGGGCAUUAUACAAACAGUCAAAAAUCACUUCCCCCUCAUUCCAGAAGAUCUUGCCAGAAGAGCUCUAAAAAACUGGCGGCAAACUAUCCAACCAUAG
Candidula unifasciata is the source of this 912-nucleotide messenger RNA. The record is from the annotation of a GenBank genome assembly. Lineage: Eukaryota; Metazoa; Mollusca; Gastropoda; Stylommatophora; Geomitridae.